AUGGCUUUCGACACUCUGCAGCUAUUAGCUGCAAAGUUCAGCUUAGACGGGCACCCUCUGCAGGCCAUGAAGUGCCUGGAGGCGAGCCUGAGCCUGUCGCCGAUGCCUGCUGAUGCGGCGCAGGUCCGCCUGCGCGCGGCGCGCCUGCUGCUGCAGCACACCACCAACCUUGCGGAGGUUAAGCAACACCUUCAAAAGGCCGCCUGGACGUCUGCAGUCAGGCGCUCUCUGGUGCCGGCGCUGGGGACAGAGGGCGUGAUCACGGCGGUGGGCGAGGCGCUGCAGGCCGGCGGCGAGGAGGUGCACGACAGCCCGGCGGUGCAGCAGGUCAAGCUGCACUUCAAUGUAUUGCAGAUCAUCUACGCCAUCCGCCUCGGGCAAUACGACCAGCUCGUCAAGCUGCCAGAGCCCUCAAAAGACAACGCCCCGAGCAACCCCUCGGCUUCCACGCCGGUGGCCAUCACCACACUCCUGGAGCUGCUGGGCGCCGUGGCCGCGAGCGAGGGCGCCGCGGCGUACGAGUGGCUGCCGCUUGAGGCGCAGGAGGGGCUGGUGCGGCUGCUGGCGUCAACGAUCCUGCGAGGGCCAGGCAAAGUCAAGCCAGCGCUGGCACACGUGUCUCAGGGCCUCACGGCGGUGGACGAGGGCCUGCGGCGGCUGGGCGUCGCGGCGGCGCGUGGGGGCGGCGGCCCCGGCGGCGGCGACAGCAGCGGCGGCGGCGGCGGUCGGCCUGCCACAGAGCAGGAGGUGCACCACGCGGACGUCUGGGUGGCCCGGGCGCUGCUUGUGCUGCGGCUGCUGCUGGUGGAGUCGCGGCUGCAGCUGCACCUGCUGCAGUCGGACUACCCGUCGGCGCGGGGGGACGUCGCCGAAAACGCAGAGCUGUACGGACGCUUCCCGUUGCUGCUGGAGGCGCUGCGGCCGUCGCUGCACAUGCAGGCGGCCCUCUACGCACACGCAGUUGGCGCCUGGGGCGCCGCCGUGGCGCAUUACGCGGCAGCCGCGGGCGCGACCACCGACCCCCUGGCGGAGCCGCAGGCCCGGUGCCUCGCGGCCAUGGCGCGCGUCGCGCAGGGCGGCCCCGACGCAGCGGGCGAGGGCAUGACGCUGCUGGGGGACCUGUACGGGGCGCCUGCCCAGCGCGUCGCCGACUGCUGCGAGCGCGCGCUGGCGCAGGCCGCGGGCGCACUGCUGCGGCUGGGCGCGGGCGGCGGCGACGACCCUCAGGACGAGGCGCGGGCGGCGGAGGCAAAGGCGCGCGUGAUGCUCGGCAAGGCGCUCAAGUCGGCGCACGAGCGGUUGCACAGCCACCAGCUCGUCACGCAGCUGCUCAACACCCUGGCGCCGCUGCGGCUGGACGCAUCCGACGUGUCUGGCGCGACCCAGAUGCUGACGUCAUCUUUCACCCUGGCCAGGGCCAUGGGCGACCUCAACGGGCAGGUGGCGGCGCUAGGCGUGCUGCAGCAGGUGCACAUUGCCACCCACCAGGCGGACGAGGCGGCGCAGACCAGCAAUUACCUGGCGCGCAAGAAGGCCGACCUGGCGGCGCGGCUGGCGGCCGCAGAGGCGGAUGCGGCAGAGCACUCAGCAGUGCUGAGCUGGGGGCUUUAA
Messenger RNA from Monoraphidium neglectum, 1611 nucleotides. RefSeq lists its product as hypothetical. Gene Ontology annotation, biological process: maintenance of mitotic sister chromatid cohesion; mitotic sister chromatid cohesion. Gene Ontology annotation, molecular function: double-stranded DNA binding. NCBI's taxonomy places the organism in Eukaryota, Viridiplantae, Chlorophyta, Chlorophyceae, Sphaeropleales, Selenastraceae. The coding region runs from base 1 to 1611 and encodes 536 amino acids. Gene Ontology annotation, cellular component: chromatin; SMC loading complex. The transcript is spliced from 10 exons. The record is from RefSeq and is a predicted model, not a curated record.